AUGGUGGGCAGUGAAGAUGACGCCCAGAGCAGUCCUGAGACAUGUCGCGAUGUCCCAGAAAGCCUGCAGUCAUCUACUCAUGGCUCUACCCGGCUACCAGACAUGGAAGUGGACCAUACCGCUGGGCCUGCGUGCCCGGCUCUGAAUGUCGGGGACUAUUGGAUCUCUCGACACGUCAAGAUGAUAACGAAAGUCAUGAUAUCCUUACGGACAUGGAAGCUUGAUCUUGAUGAAGACGAAUUUCGCAGUGUCUUCAAUGGUACCUCUUCACUUCGAGAGGUCACUGUGAAAGCUGCGAAGCAAAUGCUGAUCAGCAUCGGUGAGAAUCUAGUCCAAAUGGUCGACAUCACAAGUGCAAACCCGAGCAUCAGCGAGCAUCUCCGUCGGGCUGGGUUGACUCUAAAGGAGAGUGUCGAAAGGGCAAAGAUGCCGACAGACAACGGCAAUGACUCGGAUGCCACCUCGGCCAUAAGCCAGUUGUCCUCAACACCCAGGCCAGACCCCGAAGGCGACCAAGACCCUGUAGAAAUCCUGGAGAGAGACACCGAACGUCUCCUGGCGAUGGAGGUUGCCAAAACCCUCCGGCAACUACACAGGAAGCAUACAGCGGGUACAUCGGACUACCAAUUCACCUUUGAACAGAGGAUGGGUUUGAAACCCCAAUCUGCCAGUCGGGCCACCGAACAUGAAGCAAGCAACGAAGCCCACCGCCGGCGGAUUUCAUCUCCCAGCAGAAUAAGCCGAACGAGUUCAUCCAACAGUCGCCGAAAAUCGCGAGCAAGACGGCGAUCAAUCCAUCAGCCAAAUUCACCACCCAGCACGCCGCUUUCCGGAUCUGGUGCUAGGGAAUUCCUAGAUGCUUCAUCAAGCUCAAAGAAACCCAGAACCGAACAUGUCAACACCCAACAUAAUUACUUGCACGGUGUGGAAGACGCCGUACGGGCGAUUGAGAAGUUGCGGCCAGAAACGAUGCCGUCCUUGGACAUUGAUACUGUCUUGAGUGACGGGUCGGUGCAUUUGACCUUGCUCGUCUCUCAGGACCCAAUGCAAUUUCGAAUGGACAGUGUGGAGGUAUCAGAACGCCCACCUUCUCUGGAAGACUCGACACAAGAAACCAUGGCGGAUCCAGCUGAAGAUGCUCUAACAAAGGCAUUCUUUCACUUCCAGCUGAACGACGAGGAUACCCGAGUGGCUCCUGAACUGUUGAAUACCUUGCGCAAUCAAUUCUUCGAACCACAGCACGAAGUGAUGGAAACGACCCCAACAGUAGAUGCAGCCUCUUCAAUUCAGGAUAUUUUGAAGUCCAUGAAAUUCACCCUAUCGAUCCUUCAAAAUUUUCCUAGUUGGUUUAUCUUGACGAAUUCCCGGAGUUUAACUUACACAAAAGCCCUCUGCGUAUCCGUAGAGUCAUCUCUUGUUGGCGACUACUUGAAAUUGUGGACGAAUUUGCUCACCAAGUCCUGCGGUAUCAUGAAAACGAAGCCCGACGAUCGAAACUUCGCCAAAGUCCUAUCUUCUUUUCUUUGCAGUCUAGUUCGGCAACUUCGAAACAUUAAUCGGGUUUCUUCAAACAAUCUGAUUUUGGAACGGCUCCAGGGCCUCCUCAGUGAAGUAAUCGAAGAGUUUGAGUCUCUCAUAGGCAACCAGGCGAGCAAGCUCUCUCGUUCAUCAUUGAUGGCGGGUUCUGAAGAUGAUCGCUUUCAAAUAUCCGGCGAUGACAAGGACAAUACAACGGAUCACACACUUAAUGAAAUGAGCACCAGUAUCAAGGCUGUUCAGAUGUUAGACAUCGACAACGAGAAGAGAGAAGACAAGAGCUCUCCUACAGUCCGUUUCAGCAAUGUCAUCACUCAAAUCUCGAUCGAUGAAAAGGAUCGUAUCGAAGAGCCCCCUGACAACCAUGUUGCCGGUAUGGGCGACUCUGAUGACCCGCUCACUACGUUCCUGGAGACGUACGAAACCCAAAUCCCCCAGAGCCCUGUGUUUUCUUUCUUGUGCAUCGUGUCAGAUAUGAAGUCUGAGGUGCCUACGGCGCAUUCUAGCGUUACGGAUUUGUUGGGACAGGUGGAAGCCCUAAAGGAAAUUGAAGUUGGCCAGUUACUCCGGGGGAUUGACUACUGA
Molecule: messenger RNA, 2121 nt
Organism: Fusarium vanettenii 77-13-4
Lineage: Eukaryota; Fungi; Ascomycota; Sordariomycetes; Hypocreales; Nectriaceae
Exons: 3
Coding region: 1-2121 (706 amino acids)
Source: RefSeq, a predicted model, not a curated record